Messenger RNA from Fonsecaea multimorphosa CBS 102226, 4461 nucleotides. RefSeq lists its product as uncharacterized. The record is from RefSeq and is a predicted model, not a curated record. Lineage: Eukaryota; Fungi; Ascomycota; Eurotiomycetes; Chaetothyriales; Herpotrichiellaceae. Gene Ontology annotation, biological process: carbohydrate metabolic process. Bases 1 to 4461 code for a protein of 1486 amino acids. Gene Ontology annotation, molecular function: UDP-glycosyltransferase activity; hexosyltransferase activity. The transcript is spliced from 3 exons.
AUGUCGAACCUCGAAUCUCCUCCGUCCAAAAAGAGCGGCCUCCGCAAACUUCACAUACGAAACCUCAACCGCCUACCUUCAUCCCAUAUCCCCUCUCGCCUACGGCUGGGAGACGAUGCCCAAGAAGAUGUGACCGCUCCAAACCGAGGCUCAAACAUGCCUGCCCAAUACAUGAAUCAAUCAAUCUUUUCCAUGAUUGCGGCCGCCGGGUCGCGAACCGACUUCAACACGAGAUUCGACGAGUCCAGCGACAGUGAAGAUGAGAUCUCUGAGGAACAAGAACAGACAGCUGGCGACAAGGGAUCACUUCCGGUUGCUCCAGAGACGGGGUCGAGCGAGACACAAUCCGUAGCAACAAAAGACGAGAAAAGCACCGGAGAGAAGAAGAGCAAGCGUCUCUCGAGCCAGCGGCUGGUUCAGUCGUUGCCACGCCUGUCGGGGAGAUCGCUGCGAAAGAAAGAGGACACACCCCGAAAAGAUCCAAGUCCUGAGAGCGACGAUACCUCGGAGUCUUCAAGGAGCAAUCCACGAGACGCACCUGUGCUAAGUCGGCUAAUAACCGCGGAGGCCCAGUUUCAAGAGAGUGCAGAAGGGCAAGACCAGAUGCUAGAAUCUCCGACGGCGAUGAGGUCGAGAAGCAGAGGCGAGUCGACACCGCAGACGCUCCUUGCGACGCGAUUGAUGGAGAUCUUUGGAUUUGAAGUGCCCGAACCCGUGGUGGCAGAAUAUCCGUGUUGGCUGUUGCAGAGUGUUCUCCUGCAAGGCUAUCUUUACAUCACGAAGCAACACAUCUGCUUCUAUGCCUAUCUGCCCAAGAAAUCGCACACAGUCGUCAAAACAGGCAAUCUUUCGAAGAAGGGUAGGACGACUUCCAAAUACAAAAGAUACUGGUUUUCUCUCAAGGGAGACGUCUUGUCCUACUACUCCGACGCCUCAAACCUCUAUUUCCCUUCCGGAAAUAUCGACCUCAGAUACGGCAUAUCUGCUAAUCUGUCUAUCGACAAGGAGAAAGGGAAGUCCAAGGAAUGCAAAGAUUUCUCUGUCACGACAGACCAUCGCACUUACCACUUUCGAGCAGACACUGCUUCGAGCGCCAAAGAAUGGGUGCAGACCCUGCAGAAGACAAUCUUCCGCUCUCACAACGACGGAGAUAGCGUAAAGAUCUCCUUACCAGUGGAGAACAUUAUUGACUUUGAGGAGAGCCCGGUGGUCGAAUUCGCUGAGACGGUCAAGAUUAGAGUGAUUGAAAGUGAGGAUUCGUAUGCCAUCGACGAAUAUUUUUUCUCCUUCUUCAGCUUUGGUCAAGAUGCACUUAACGUGCUCGGAAGUCUGAUUACUGAAGCUCCAGCCAGGAGGACGUCGGAAGACGUACUGUCGCCGACAAGAAAGGUCGAACCGCUGUCCAGCCCAAGGCCCCGAGCAACAUCCAAUCAGCACUCCUCCGACGUUAUCCCAGGGAGUCCGAGAGCUCAGUCGAGUCCACCUCUCAAAGACAGUGUUAGAGCCACUCUACUACCGUUCUCUGUCGGAAAUGAUGGUAGAAUGUCUCCGAGAAUGAGCGGAGAAUUCCCUCGUGGCAACAGUCCUUCUCGUUCUAGCCACGAGUUUGCGGGGGAAUACGGUCGAGCCAGUUUUGACCGAGGGCGUAGAAGUGGGAGUACGAGUCGUCUUGAGGCGACCAAUUCAAAACGAACAACCCGGUCACCUUUAGCGAGACAUGACGCCUCUGAGGAUUCAUAUGUUCAGUCUAUCGACAAGGAAACAGAUUCAUCCACAGCGCCUCUGUCGCCGCGAGCAGAAGCACAAAUGUCAGCCAGCCAAAUCUUAACAAGAAGUGAUGUUUUCCAUCAGCCAGCCAUUCAUCGAAUGGAAACUUUGGCAUCCAUGUCUACUGAACCCACAAGAUCGGAUGUAGGGACAAUCCUGUCAAGCUCUCCACAACGAGGAGAUACACAUCCCAUUCCUAUCCGAAGCGCACAUGAGCCGCCGACAGACCGCCGUGCGACAGUGGCAAAUGAAUUCCUCUCAGCAGAACUGGAACCGGGCAAAAAUUAUGUCAGGAACAGCUCCUCGCCGACCUUGCAGGAUCUGGUCAAAGCGGGAUCUUACCCUCUACAACGAGCUGGAGCAUUUGCCGACUACCUUAAAAGCCGGUCCAGUUCAAUGAGGAAGCUUCUAGCCACUGAGUCCAUGUCCUAUUUGGAAAAGGUGUCAGGCAUGUGGGCUGGGAGCAGGAAACAUUAUGGAGAAAAUGAGGGCGUGGUGCCCGAUGACAGAGGCAUCGAUCCGGAAGAUGAAGAAGCCAACGUCGGGCAUGGCGAUCGCUUUCGCGCACAUUUCGCGUUACCUGCUACCGAGAAACUACAGGCGACGUACUUUGGCUUCCUGCAUCGUGUGCUCCCCUUGUAUGGCAAGAUAUACAUCAGCAAUCGAAAGUUCUGCUUUCGAAGUCUCCUACCUGGGACGCGGACCAAGCUGGUGCUGCCGUUGAAGGACAUUGAGAACGUGGACAAAGAAAAGGGCUUCCGGUUCGGCUAUCACGGCCUCGUCUUGGUGAUCCGUGGUCACGAGGAAUUAUUCUUCGAGUUCAGCUCGGGCGAACAUCGGGAUGAUUGUACGGUGACGCUGCUGCACAGCCUAGAAACGGCUCGCUACAUGGCUGAAUCGGGCGUCCUCGCCAAAGCGGAUGAGGACGACGCGGAAAUCGCCAAAGAAGAACACCGCAGGCUCCAAGAAGCCCGUCGCACCUCUACGGCGGGCGAUCAUGCGCUGGUCCUGCCCGACACCACCGAGGCAAUCUACAGCCACAAGGACGAAGAACCUUCAGGUCCGGUGCUCUUCGAUGAACCUCGCGCUUCAAUCAUCAACCUUUCCAAACCGAGUGCUUCACUGCGCAUUACGUGUCUCACAAUCGGCUCGAGAGGCGACGUACAGCCUUAUAUCGCCUUGUGCAAGGGACUCCUAGCAGAAGGCCACCGUCCGCGGAUUGCUACGCACGUCGAGUUUGGCCCCUGGAUCCAGAAGCACGGGAUUGAUUUCAGACCUGUGGACGGUGAUCCGGCCGAAUUGAUGCGCAUCUGCGUCGAGAACGGCAUGUUCACGUACUCGUUUCUACGAGAGGCCUCGGCCAAAUUCCGCACAUGGAUCGAUGAACUUCUCACCUCCGCCUGGGCUGCAUGUCAAGAGUCGGACCUCCUGAUAGAAUCUCCCUCGGCCAUGGCUGGCAUUCACAUCGCCGAAGCCCUGGGCAUCCCUUACUUUCGCGCAUUCACCAUGCCGUGGACACGCACGCGCGCGUACCCGCACGCGUUCGCCGUUCCCGAACACAAGAUCGGAGGGGCGUACAACUACUACUCGUACGUCAUGUUCGACAAUGUCUUCUGGAAGGCCAUUGCGGGGCAAGUCAAUCGGUGGCGCAAGAAGGAAUUGGGCUUGAGGAGCACCAAUCUGGACAAGAUGCAACCCAACAAGGUGCCCUUCUUGUACAACUUCAGCCCGCAUGUGGUGGCUCCGCCGCUGGAUUACAGCGACUGGGUCAGAGUGACGGGGUAUUGGUUCCUUGACGAAGCCUCUGACUGGACCCCGCCUACCGAACUGACGGAUUUCAUCAAGAAGGCUCGUGACGACAAAAAGAAGCUCGUGUACAUUGGGUUUGGAAGCAUCGUCGUCUCGGACCCCGCAGCACUCACCAAGACGGUCGUGGAUUCGGUGCUUAAAGCCGACGUGCGCUGUAUCCUUUCCAAGGGCUGGUCCGACCGCCUCGGCGAUCCGCAAGCUGUCAAGGCAGAGGUUCCCCUGCCCCCGGACAUCUUCCAGAUAAAGUCCGCGCCGCACGACUGGCUGUUCCGCCAGAUUGACGCGGCGUGCCACCACGGCGGUGCGGGGACCACGGGCGCAAGUCUUCGAGCGGGGCUGCCCACAGUGGUCAAGCCGUUCUUCGGGGAUCAGUUCUUUUUCGGAUCGAGGGUGGAGGAUCUCGGUGUGGGUAUUUGCUUGAAGAAGGUCAACGUCAGUUUGUUCUCGAGGGCGCUUUGGGAGGCGGCGCACAGCGAGCGGAUGAUUGUAAAGGCGAGGUUGUUGGGGGAGCAGAUUCGCCAGGAGAACGGCGUGCAAACUGCCAUUCACGCAAUCUACCGUGACCUUGAAUACGCGAGAUCAUUAGUCAAAGCCCGCGCCGCGAUCCAACAACAAGGCGCCGCCGCAGCGGCCGGAGGAGCAACUGGCCUCACGGCGAUUGAUCUCCUCGACGAAGGCGGCGACAUUGAAGAGUCCUGGACAUUUAUCGGAGAUGAGAGCGAUCCCAAUAUCCAGCGCCGGCUCCAGGAGUGGGAUACAACGGCGGCGGGGACGGGUGGUCACAGUCCUAUGCGCGGGAGGGCACCUCGGGUUAGUCUGGAUCGAGCAAAGCUGGGUGCUAUGCAGGGCGUCGAACCGGUCAGAAAGGCGAGUGUCAAGAGAUGA